GACGGAUUUAAGGUCGACAAGUGCCAAUCAACAUCGAGGUGUACAGGACAAGCUGUGAACCACAUGUGGAGAUAUUUGAACACUUCACUUCUACCUGGAGUUUGUGUUAAUGAUGUCGUUCAGAAGAACGAUGAAAGCUCUAGCCCAGAGAACAAAACUUCAUCAAAAGCAGAUACUUAGUUACAAAGUUAUUGGAGCUGAAGAAGCAUUGAAAAAUGAUCCGCGUGUUUGUUCAAAUUAUUCUACAGAUUAUGUAGAAAAAACUUAUAAAGCUUAUCAAAAUUUCAAUGGUGGAAAUGCUGUGUUCACAUUACCAGCUGGACCAAUUAAAUGCGCUGGUGCACCACAAAAAGUUAUGUACCUAUUUGAAGACUACAUGAAAAGGUCUGGUAAAAAGAUUUUGGCAAAUAUUCAUUAUUUUACUGCUACUAAUAAAAUGUUCUCAGUUGAUAAAUAUUCAGAAAAUUUAACAGAAAUCUGUAAAGAACGAAAUAUCACUUGUAAUUUAUCAUAUAAUUUAGUUGAAGUAGAUUCACAAGCUAGUGAAGCAGUAUUUCAACACAUGGAAACUAAAGAACUUAAACGAAUCAAAUAUGACUUUUUACAUAUCACUCCACCAAUGUGUUGUCCGGAAAUUUUAACUAAAACACCAAAAUUAACUAAUCCAAAAGCAUCUGAUUAUGUAGAUGUCAAUGUGAAAACAUUACGACAUAAUCAUUAUGAUAAUAUAUUUGCCCUUGGCGAUUGUGCUGCAUUGCCCACAUCGAAAACUGCUGCAGCUGUAGCUGGUCAGGUGGGAACAUUAGAAAAGAAUAUCUGUGAUAUUAUUAAUGGUGGUCAAGGAAAUGUUUCUGAAUAUGACGGAUAUACAGCUUGUCCUAUAGUUACAGGUUAUAAUCGUGGUAUUAUAGCGGAAUUUGAUUAUAGAGCUAAACCAUUAGAAACAUUGCCUAUUGAUCAAGGGAAAGAACGUUAUUUAUUCUAUUUUACAAAAACAUACCUUCUACCACCACUUUAUUGGGAUGGACUUUUAAGAGGAAUAUGGUCUGGUCCAAAAACUAUCCGAAAUCUGCUGCACUUACAUCGACCUUCAUAUUCAGAUGCAGAAAAAUGAUCGUUUAAAUACCUUGAAGAAAAAUAAUAAUUUUCUGACAUUUCCCAUGUAUUCUUUCUCUUAUCAUGAGCGUGUGUGUGUGUGUGGAUGUGUAUGUAUGUGCCUAUUAUUAUGUAAUUGAUUAUUUCCUAAACAUUUACACAUUGUGUUCUAGUUCCAUUGACUUUUUCUCUCUAGUUUCAUGUUUGCGUAACAAAAUAAUAACACAUUUUCAUUUUGUUCAUUGAUUUGAUUGUUAUAGGUAAGUGUGCAUUUUCCUCGUCAACGAAUAUCAUAAUAACGUCCAUUCUCAGAUGUCAAUGCCUAUCCCUUUAUACCUUUUAAUGGUCGUCUACUGAAUUACGUAAUCAUCAAUAGCUACUAUUCAACUAAAUGAAUAUUAUAUAUGUUAUGCACAUUGUAAAGGUUUCGACACUGAUAAUGUUCAUAUACUUAGUUAAGUUUGAUGAAUGUUUAUUGUGUGAACACAAUACUUAGAACUGGAGGUAUGCAUCCAGUUCAUGAAAUUCCUUGUAGGAUGCAUAUACCCGUCUUGGAUUUAACUGUUAUUUACUAUCUAGUAGUACAAUGUUACAAAUAAUAAUUGAAGAAUUUUACCAUUAUCAACAGUAUCAUAAAUUUUAUUUGAAUAUCGAUUUGAGCAAUAGUUUAUCAGCUUACUAAUGACUCUACUUCUAACCUGUUAUGUUCAAGGUAAAAUUCUGCUCUAGGUAGCCACGUCGUACAAUCACCAACUCUUACAUUAAAAAAAAUGUUUGACAGUAAAUCUCAUUUUUCUAUAGUUUACGUUACAAAAUAACUUCAGUUAGACAACCAUUCAAUAACAGAAGGGAUUGAAUAGUUAUGGAACAUUUUAAUAACGCUACUCCACCUUUAUAUUAAUGAUAAUCAUUUAAAGUGUUAAUUCCUGUAGUUCUAAUGAGAGGUCAUGAUCAGUGUCGUUCAACCAUGUCGGUUGUGGGUCAGGUUUUUACCAGUGGCUGUUAGUCCGUCAAACUAAACGUAGAACCUGACACAUGUGUCAUUUGAUUCAAGUUGCCAUACCCCAUCAGUAUAGCAAGACGAAACUUUCAGGGAAAAUCCCUGAGUAUUUGGUUUAAUAACAGUAUUAGUGAUAAUAAAAAAAGGUUACUCGCCAAAGGUACGAUUCUAGAAAAAAAUAUAUAAAUUAGCGAAAUUUAAAAAACCUUUAUGAGGGAAUUUAUAAACUUGGAAUCUAAGGGGAAGACAAAUAGUGAAUACAGCUAUGCCACAUCAAACGAUUGUUAGCUAUGUCACCUAAAGUUCCUGAGUGCUUGUUUCACGCAGACCUAAACCAAGUAGUAUGGACCUACCUACAGACUCAGUCCAAUGAUGAAUGUCUUCAAGAACAGGUGCCAUAUCUUAGUUUGGCACCCACUUUUUUUCUCCCAUCAUACUACAGUGAACACGAUCACGCGUCAAGAUAGUUUGUGGGUGAGCUUACGUAAAGCGUGUCCUAUUAGUCUAAAUCGAUAGAUGCUCACUACCUAAACCUAUUUGUCAUACCUGAUACUCAGAGUUGCUAGCUCAAUGGUCCCAAGGUAUAAAAAAGUGGUUCGAAGACGCAUGACCAAAUAUUAGUGAACUACGAGUAUCCUGUACUUUUAGCGACGACGUGUAACAGCCACAAAGUAAAAUGGAGCAGAAUGUUAAGGAAUUAACUCAUCAUUUGUUUGGCAGACGGACAUCUUGCCCAAGUCACAUGUGAUGCAACUGGUUAGAAGUCAACCAAGCUUGCUGAAUUCGUACAGAGAUUCCGUCAAACACCGACUCAACAGGACCGGUGAAACUUCCAAGAAAAGGGGAGUGAUCGAUGUAUUCAAGUACUUCACUCCUGGUCAUUGAAAUGUCAAUUGGUUAAAGUUAUAAAUCUAAACCAUUGGACUCAAACUCAGAUAUGAAUGCCAAGCAGUCACCUUGGAACUUAGAGAUUCUGGUUUUAGUCUAUGGUAAGAUGAUGAACUCACUUAUUCAAAGAGUCCCAUUCUAAAACGAUAUAGCUAUUCGAUGCUUUCUAGUUUUCAAUGUUUAUCUUAUUCAUAUCAGUUUGUAAUAUAAAUCAUAAAAAUUUAACGAUUCAUUACAUUGAGUCGCAUUAUUAUUCUAAUUAAUGGCAGAUUUCUUAUCUUAUAUCAUUAUACUGUGUAUAGUAACUACAAGUUGAACGUGUUAAC
This is a messenger RNA of Schistosoma curassoni, 3309 nucleotides long. The record is from the annotation of a GenBank genome assembly. Lineage: Eukaryota; Metazoa; Platyhelminthes; Trematoda; Strigeidida; Schistosomatidae.